GUCCUGAUGUCUUUACAUGAAAUGUUCCCCGCAGUGCAUGCAGCAGAAAUGGCUGUCCAGAGAAACCCACGUUCCUGGGAUGCCUGGCAGACUUUGGGACGUGCCCAGCUUGGAUUAGGAGAGAUAGCACUGGCAAUCCGAAGCUUCCAGGUAUCCUUACACAUCUUUCCAAUGAACCCUGAAGUGUGGAAAGAGGACCUUUCCUGGGCAAGAAAAUUACAUGAACAGCAGAAGGCAACAAACACUGAGGCAGUGCAAGCAUUGGCAAAAGAAAAAGAGCUUGCACAAGAAUCAAUUCCAGACUAUGACUUUGAAAGUGAUGAAAUUGUGGCAGUCUGUGCUGCCAUCGCAGAGAAGGAGAAAGCUCUUUCAGCAGCUAAAACGGUAGUAAUUGUGUCUGCUUCAGGCACAGUAGAGACUGUUACUGAGAAGGAGGAUUGUCCUACAACUCCUGAUGAAACCCUUUUCAUUAGAGCCCGAUAGGGCAGCCUUAUGGGUUGCCAGUACUGUUUUAAGAACUAGUGUUAUUUACUUAUUGGGCUUGCUUGGUUUUUGUUUUUUAAGCAGUGGGAGAGCCUACAAAAGUUAAAGAAUUAAAGUUAUUUUUCU
Molecule: messenger RNA, 609 nt
Organism: Fulmarus glacialis (Northern fulmar)
Lineage: Eukaryota; Metazoa; Chordata; Aves; Procellariiformes; Procellariidae
Gene: TTC33
Product: tetratricopeptide repeat domain 33
Exons: 2
Coding region: 7-483 (158 amino acids)
Molecular function (GO): protein binding
Source: RefSeq, a predicted model, not a curated record